UUGCUUAGCCAUUAAGAAGCUUUUUACAACUUUAGUAAAGCAGGGAGGGUUAUAUAAAGAAGAUGUCUAUCACAACUUACUCUUCCCCUCCUCCCUCUUUUCCCACCAAUUUUCUUCUUCUUGUGUGUUCACAUUGAAAGAUAUGGAUAAUCGCACAGCUAAAGACAUUGGUGUGAAGAGAAGUGCUUCUGAGUUGGAUUUACAAGAGUGUCUCAUGACUAAGGCCUUGUCUUCUUCUGCUUUAUCCAGACAAGAAUCUAUUCCUGACACAAGCCCUCUAGACCCUUCUUUUGGUCUCAUGAACCAGGAUUACACAUGUGAGUUAAGAGAUAGUCUUUUGUUAUCUGAGAGCUUGGUUGCGGCUGGACUUUUUCUCGAUGCACAGUCCUCGAUCUGCGAAAAUCUGUCAGCUGAUAGUCCAGUGUCAGCCAAUAAACCUGAGGCAAGAGGAAGAGCUCGGAAAACUGCGAGUGGAUUUUCUCAUGAUCAGUCUGAUGAAGAAGAUGCAGAGACAGAAGCUGGCCAAUCUGAAAUGAAUAAUGACCCCAAUGAUCUAAAACGUAUUAGAAGGAUGUAUUCAAACAGGGAAUCAGCAAGGCGGUCUAGGAGAAGGAAGCAAGAACACUUGGCAGAUCUUGAAUCUCAGGUUGAUUCUUUGAAAGGAGAAAACUCAACACUGUACAAGCAGCUCAUAGAUGCAGCACAACAAUUUCGUAGUGCUGGAACAAAUAACAGAGUUCUCAAAUCAGAUGUUGAAGCUCUGAGAGCCAAGGUGAAACUAGCAGAAGAUUUGGUAGCUAGAGGGUCCCUCACUAGCAGCUUGAAUCAACUUCUGCAAACUCAUCUAAGUCCACCACCACAGUCCAUCAACAGUCUGCACUACACAAGAAAUACAUCACCCGCCAUUACAGUCCACAGCGACCAAUCUCUGUUCCCUGGAAUCACACUUUCUGGGCAGAACUCAAGCCCUGGACUUGGUAAUGUAUCCAGCGAAGCUGUUAGCUGCGUCUCAGAUAUCUGGCCAUGAGUCUCUUUCUUAACAAUGUGCAAUGAUCACUCUUCGAAUUCCCUGUAUGUGUUUCACUAUAUAACUAGAAACAUAUAAUGAAAUCGACAUG
Eutrema salsugineum is the source of this 1118-nucleotide messenger RNA. RefSeq names its product basic leucine zipper 9. The record is from RefSeq and is a predicted model, not a curated record. Gene Ontology annotation, molecular function: DNA-binding transcription factor activity. NCBI's taxonomy places the organism in Eukaryota, Viridiplantae, Streptophyta, Magnoliopsida, Brassicales, Brassicaceae. Gene Ontology annotation, biological process: regulation of DNA-templated transcription. The transcript has 6 exons. The coding region runs from base 143 to 1027 and encodes 294 amino acids.